Molecule: messenger RNA, 1452 nt
Organism: Cordyceps militaris CM01
Lineage: Eukaryota; Fungi; Ascomycota; Sordariomycetes; Hypocreales; Cordycipitaceae
Product: ubiquitin-conjugating enzyme E2Z
Exons: 10
Coding region: 1-1452 (483 amino acids)
Source: RefSeq, a predicted model, not a curated record
AUGUCCACAAACAAUUCGAAAGAGGGAUCCUUGUGGCAAGGGGCUGCGGAAUCCUCAUAUUUGUAUUGCUAUCAACAAUUAUUCCGUUUUCCCGUGCCGCGCGUGGUCGCCACGAUGGAUCAGUCAAUAAUCCGCAUCACCAAGGAGCUAGCAGACCUCCAAAGGUCGUCUGAUCUCGCCAUUGCGGUCGCCUGCCGGGACGUUGACGUGCGUAACGUAAAGGCGCUCAUUGUUGGACCGCACGAGACCCCGUACGAAUUCGGAUUCUUCGAAUUUACCAUCAAGUUCCCCAAGACCUAUCCCUCGAGCGCGCCUAACGUCCAGUGUAUUACUACGAAUGGUGGACGCUGUCGUUUUAACCCAAACAUUUACGCUAAUGGGAAAGUUUGUUUGUCUAUUCUAGGGACCUGGAGGGGCGAAAGAGGCGAAGAAUGGUCCUCUGCUCAGGGCAUGGAGUCCAUUCUACUAUCAAUCCAGAGCUUAAUGUCCUCAAAUCCAUAUGAAAAUGAGCCUGGCUACGAAAAUGCCAACGAACCGGAGGAUAAAGGAAAGCAAGAAGCCUACGUACAAAAAAUUCGUCACGAGUCUUUGAGGAUAUCCGUCAUUGCACGCCUCGAGGGAUAUUUGGGUCUGAGACCUGAUGGUACUCGCAUCCCACCAAUCCAGCCAAAAUCUGAUCAAGAGGGGGAAGAUGAGGCAAUUAUACCCUUCGAGCCAUUUCAAGACCUUUGUAAGCGACGUUUUCUCUGGUACUUUGAGUCCUAUAUGGCGGCUAUUCGACUUGGCCAAUCGAAAACGAAGGAUGGAACCCGCUUCAUGCUCAUGCCAUUUGAGGCAACUGGUAGCAACGGCAUGGACGGAAAGUUCAACUACGAAGAUCUCGAGCGUCGCCUCCGGAAUAUCAAAACCGCACUUAGCGAUGAGUUGGUGUCCUGGGCCCAAGGUGGCCUGGCGGCGCAACUCAAUGACUCGACUGUGGCCGUCAACUUGCGCCACCAAUUCGAGCAGAUGGUUGCCUACUUCCGGCGUGGAGAUGUGCCGCACAGCGUGACUCUGGAAAACGACAACGCUUUCGUUUGGAUCCUCACAUAUUUCGGGCGUCCCAUGACCAACCUAGACGGUGGCAUUAUCCGGAUCAAGCUGCACUUUAGUCCUCGUUUCCCAACUGAACAGCCACGCGUCGCUUUCCAAUCCAAAAUCUUUCACCAUCAAAUUGCACCAGACGGCACAUAUUGCUACAACCCCCCGGCAAACGCCUCCGGUGACGUCCGCAGUCAUAUUGAAACGAUUUUGGGGGUCCUGGAAGACGAUCAACCCGCGUACGACCCGCGGAAAAUCGUCCAUCCCGAAGCAACCAAGUUAUACUGGAGCAAAAUCCCGGAUGAGAAGAAGCAGUACAAUCGAAGACUUCGUCGAUCUAUACAAGAUAGCAUGGAAGACUUCCCCGAAUAA